Molecule: messenger RNA, 1521 nt
Organism: Oryzias latipes (Japanese medaka)
Lineage: Eukaryota; Metazoa; Chordata; Actinopteri; Beloniformes; Adrianichthyidae
Gene: nudcd3
Product: NudC domain containing 3
Biological process (GO): protein folding
Cellular component (GO): cytoplasm
Source: RefSeq, a predicted model, not a curated record
GGAAACUGCGUCAUUGUUCUGGAAAAAGACAACCGUAAUCAGAGAGACAAAACAAACCGGCCUCAUUUAUACACUGUCGUUCGUGGUUUUGGUCACUCGGGUCAUUUCGGAAAAGGGCUCGCGCUCGCAGCCGCGAUGGCGUCGCCGCUGGAGAUGACGGAAAUGUACGACAACGCUCUGCUGGGGAUCCUGCAACACGUCGGAAACAUUCAGGACUUCCUGAGGGUCUACUUUGGGUUUUUGUACAGAAAGACGGACUUUUAUCGACUGCUGUCCGGUCCCGACGACAGGAUGGGCUUCCCUCCUGGAGUCGCAGAGAAGAUGGUGCUGAAGACGUUUAGGCUGUUCGAGCAGAUGGCGGAUCAGGACCGGCAGAGGGCGCUGAGCCAGCUGCAGAACGCGGAGGAGAGCCGCGGCGUUCCUCCUGCAGUCCAGGAGCUGCAGGUCUCCUCUGAGCCCCCAAAGGCAGAGGAGAGGAGCAGCGUGGAGGCGCCACAACCGGAGAGCGCCGCCAGCGAGGCUCCAGACGCUGCGGCUGCUGCCGGUGAGGCUGCGGCCCCCAGCGGCAGAGGAGCUCCGUCGUCUCAAGGAGAUGAAGCGGCGGCGGCGGGAGAAGGGAACCAGGACAUGUUUCAGGCCAACCCCGACAGCUACAACGGAGCACAGAGGGAGAACUACAGCUGGUCUCAGGACUACACGGACGUGGAGGUCCGGGUCUUCGUGCCGAAGACGGUGGUGAGAGGCCGACAGGUCAGCGUCAGUCUGCAGCCCAGCGGCAUCAGAGUGUCCACGAAGGACGGCGGCGAGGAGAGAACUCUGAUGGAGGGGGAAUUCACGCACAAGAUCAACACGGAGAACUCCCUGUGGAGCCUGGAGCCCGGGAAGUGUGUCGUGCUGUCGCUCAGCAAGACCUCCGAGACCUGGUGGAACGCGGUGCUGAAGGGGGAGGAGGAGAUCGACAUCAACCGGAUCAACCGCGAGCGCUCCAUGGCGACGGUGGACGAGGAGGAACACGCCGUCCUGGACAGGCUGACGUUCGACUACCACCAGAAGCUGCAGGGCAAACCGCAGAGCCACGAAAUGAAAGUCCACGACAUGCUGAAGAAGGGCUGGGAUGCGGAGGGCUCACCUUUCAGAGGCCAGCAGUUCGACCCGUCCAUGUUCGACAUCCCGCCCAGCGCCGUGCAGUUCUGAGACGCCCGCCGGGACUGUCCAGGACAAAACGGGUUCCAUCCACGGACCCGACCGGCUGUGACGAGGAGGUGCAGCUUAACGCCUAUGGAUGGAGGAGGACUCAGCGGUUCUUCAUCGUUUGCUUUAUAUUUAAGACGUUUUCAGUGCCUGUGUGUUUGUUACGGUUCUGGUCCAGUUUUCACCCAAACCGGUUCUGGUCCUGCGUUUCUGAGACGAUUGGGUGAAAUUCAACAUGAGGAAAGGAUCAAACGAGGUUCCUUCGUCCAAAAGAUGAGACGCUCUGUUGAAGAGAAGUGACAAAUAAAGUUUCUUAAUUCAAAACUGAAA